AGAAGAUGGUUUACAUAAGUUUCCUUGUUUAGAACUAAAUAAUUUAAGUUACUGCAACUUGACUUCCCUCCGUUGAAGCGUUGCAGAGUAUUUCGGCAUUAAGCUAGACGAGCCGCCUUUUGCUCUUCGGACAAAUUGUGGGGAACCCAGCGGGAAACAAGCUUUCUUACACACAGCUCAUUAUGCAAUAUCGACUGAAUUGCACUCAUUCCGAUACUGAUAACAGCCUGAAUCUGCUCGUAUGUCACAUGACGGUCAUCUAAUAUAAUAGUUCGCACAGCUGCGAUGUUUUCAGGCGUGACUGCUGUUCUUGGUCGACCUGCAGAAGAAACAGUGCUGAGCGAUACACGACCGCGCCGGAACUCGGCAUACCAGCGGUAUAUUGUCGUUUGACUCGGUGCUUCAACAUCAUAUAUCGAAACAAGUUCGUUGAGAAAUUUAUCUUGAGAUAAGCCGCGACGAAAAUGGUGAUAAAUUGUGGCACAAUAAUGUUCACGCUUGAGCUCCAUUUCUGUUAACGACGUGUCAACUUUAAACCAACAUAAUUUUUGUUAUUGAACUUUUUUUUAAUUGUAUGAAUGUCAUUAAGAUUCUAAGAGGCCAGUAUUCAAAUUCUAAAAAAGGUUUUACUGUAACUCAAUCCGAAAUAUUCUAUUCCCGAUCAUUUCAGUGUGCCCCUCGUAUUGAUAUUGGCAUUUAUCAGCUGAUGCAAUUAUAAACAUGACAGACCCUAUCCCAGUUACAACUGAGCAAACAUUAUCAGAAACGAAUAUAAUGUCAUCAAAUAAUGAUACACAAAACGACGCAGCUGCAUUUGUUUCGCAGCCAUCUGCAUCGUAUGCUCUUGCUUCUAAAAAAGUAAUCAAUACAGCAUCAAAAACUUUACCCAACACACAAAAUGUGCGGCAACCCAGAUCAAUACCGAUGCGAAAUAAUAUUUGGACCCAACAAACUCGAGAAAUGAUAACAAAAUUUAAUGAGGGUUGGCGCUUAUUGCUAAUAAUGAGAGGAGCGCCUGGAAGUGGAAAAAGUUUCAAGGCCCGUGAAUUGGUGCAAAUGACUGUUGGCUCUGUUAAUGAAUCAUAUCAUCGACAUGUCUUUAGUACUGAUGACUUUUUUAUGUCUGGAGGUGUGUAUAAAUUUGACAAGAUGAACCUGCAUGAUGCACAUUUAUGGAAUCAAAACAAAGCCUUUGAAGCAAUGUCAAAAGGCUUCAGUCCAGUUAUAAUUGAUAAUACUAACAUUCAUAUUUGGGACAUAGAACCAUAUGUAAAAAACGGUGUGAAAAAUGGUUACCUGAUAUAUAUUGUUGAACCCGACACUCCGUGGGCAAAAAAUGCUCAAAGACUUUUCCAAAAAAAUUGCCAUAACGUUCCACUUCACAGUAUUCAAAGAAUGUUAGACAAUUAUGAAAAAAUAACAGUAGAACACAUAAUAAAAAAAUAUAGCCAUCAAUAUCCAUCAAUAUCUCCUGUUUUUCGAAACUUCCCACCUAUUGUUGAAAAUUCUUCACAAGUUGACACACCUAUAAAAGUUGAGUGUGAGGCGGAAGAAAAUAAUCCAAACUCAGAUAACUUCCAAAAUACAAAUGUUGGUAGAGAAGCUAUAAACCUAAACACUUCAAAUGGAUUAAAGGAGAAUAAUGCAGUUGAACUUACAUCUACUACUACUAUUAAUGCUGAAAUAAAAUCAGAUAUAUUUUCCUCAGAAGUCAACAACACAAUUAUUGACGAAAAUUAUCUAGAAAUACAAAAAAGUAUUGAGCAAUUCCAAGAUGUGGAAAAGCAAUGGGAUGAUGGAGAAAGUUGGGAAGAUGAACCGCACAUAUCAAAACCGGCUUCCAGCCCCGAAAAUAUUAGCGAGCUUACUCUAUCAAAGCCACAAAGACUCAAAGAAACUGACAAAAUAUCUGAAGUUGAAUUCCCACUAACAUCGUUUCAGGGUUCAAAUGAUUGGAGUCAAUCCAAUAUUCCUAAGAAGAACUUGAACCAAAAUUUUAUCGUUGAAGCUGAGUUGCCUUUAAUAAGCAAAAAAUCUACAGGGACAUCUACGGAAAGUGGAGAUAGUCAUAUCUCAGAUAAAAAUCCCUAUAAGAUUAUAACUGCUAUUCCAAGAGACAUUAACAUUUUUUAUAUUAAUAUGAAGAUUGAAAAAAUACCAGAAAAACGUAUGUUUGAUAAGAGUACAUCUACAAAUAAUGAUAUUUUAAUCACUGAGCAUCAUAAAUACCAAUAUGAUGAAAAAGAGUUUAGAAGAUUCAGGAAAAUGUUUAAUAAAUAUUCAUCAAGUGAUUUAAGGGAUUUUUAUAUUGAAUGUGAAGGAAAUGUUGAUUGGGCUGUAGGACUUCUUAUAGAUGACGAUAUGACGAGAGAUAGUAUGGCUAAGAAACAGCUGAUUUCUGCAGAAGAAGAUUAUAUUACAUCCGAUGAUGAAAACGAAGUAAAAAAUGUUUGUCUUGCUGAUUAUAAUAUUGUGCCUGAUGAUCGGCUUCCAUCACCAGAAGCCCAAGAAGUAGUUGCGACAUCAAGUAGAACAGUCCUUAAUUACCCUAAAAGGUUGAGAAAGGAAGCAAAUUUGUCAAAGGUUUCUAUGCAGCUUAAAAGACAAAUUGAAAAGAAUAUUGUUAUAUCUGAUAGUCAUUAUUCAGAAAACCAACUUCGCCUCAGAAAGGCUCGUUACCAAGACCAACAUAGUAAUUCUCUUGAUGACAAAGUUGGAGAAAUAGAGAUAGUUUUAGAUGGACACCAAGAAGCUCCUACAAAAACUGAGGAACUGAAGUUGUCAAUGAUUGAUACUACAAAUAGCAUUCCAAAUCCAUUCGCGAACAUGCCAUGUAUCAGCAUACCCGCUGUUGCACAAGAAAAUAAUGCUGAAAGUGAUGAUGAAAUAAACACCAGUGCAACUUUGGUUGAAGAAACUGUUAAUGUUUUCAUUGGAAAAGAUUUUAUUAAACAGCUAGACCAAAUGUUUGGACGGAAGGAUUGGCAAUAUCCUGAAACCAUUAAGCCAAAUGUUAAUAUGCCUCUCUCAAUAUUAUCUGUAAUUAAUGCACUUUGGAUGGAGUCAUUCACACAUCAAUUGGAUGAUGAAUGUAAACAAACAGCAAUGAUAGAGCAAGAUGCUGAAUUUGCCAGGCAAAUUGCUUCAAAGGAAGAAGAAAUAGCUCGUAAUGGUAAAGAACCUGAUGUUCCCGAUUUGAAAGAGCUAAUGGACUUAGAAACAGCACUUUCCUUGUAUCACAAAGACAUAGAAAAAUGGCGCGAACAGGAACCCUCAGAUUUGGCAGCAAAAUUGUCUAGGGAGAAGCUUUAUGUUUUAUUCCCCGACAUCGACAGAAACAGUUUGUCCGAGAUCUUAAUGGCUUAUGAUUAUAAUUUCCAAGCAACUGUUGAGGGAAUGCUUGUGUCUACUUCACAAGCGCAUUAUUUGGAAGAAAAGAACGGCGUAGACAAAUUUAUUGUAGAAAAGGAAUUGCAACAUAAAACGAAAAUGAUUCAAGAACAGCGUGAGGCGUUAUCAGAAGUUGAGUGGCCUUUAUUGCCGACCGCAAAGAAUAUGACAAUGGAUACUGUGAACGAGUACAGAACAGAGGCGUCAAAGUAUUUGGAAGAGCGCACUGCAGACUAUCGGAAAGCUCAAGCCGCUCUGCAGAGGGGUUUGAUUGAUGCUGCAAAUUACUAUCGGGAGUGUGGGGCGUUCCAUGCUUCGAAAUAUGAACAAGCAAACAGCAUGGCGGUUCUCUCACUCAUACAAGUGAACGCUCAAAACUGCUCCGAUAAUUCAACAAUUGAUUUGCAUUACUUACACGUGCCCGAAGCAUUGGAGGCUCUGGAUUUAUUCCUAGAUAUACAUAUAAAAAAGUUGAGAGAAAUAAAUGGCCGUAACGGCGUGACACACCAAACGUUAUUCUUCAUAACCGGAAGAGGCCUACAUAGUUCUGGCGGGCCGCGAAUCAAGCCGGCGGUGAAGAGGCGGCUCUCCGAAAGAAGAAUUAUAUACGCUGAAAGCAACCCGGGCCUACUUACAGCUAAAGUGAGUGCGGAUCAUAUGUUAUCUGAUGAUACUGCCUGAUAUUUGAGGAACCUGAACCAAAUGCGUAUGCAAAGGCCCAGACCGUACCAUGUCACUCGAUUUUUUACUUAUAAUUGUAUGUACACCUAUAUUAACGAAUAUCCUAUGUGGUGAAUAGUAACAGUUGUAAAUAUUAUAUACAGGACUUGAAUUGAACAAUCUAUACGUAAAACCAGGUGUAAAGUUUAUAAUAAAUUAAGACCUAGAUGUAAUAAAUGUUAGGUAAUAGAUGUUUGUGACAAAAUAAUAUAAAGUUUAAGAUUAAGGCGACCAUUUAAAUAAUUGGAAACAUUUAUGUAAGUUUUUUAUGUUGAAACUACAUUUAAGGCUGUUGUAAAUAUAGUUUAUAUUGUAUAUUAUAGUAUUUUACCGUUGCGAUACAAAACUAUUUUUGGAAAUGUAAAAUGCCACUCUUUGAACUAAAUUGAAGCAAAAUUGUUUAUUAAUAUUUUGUCACUAUUUUGAUUUAUAUUGUUAAACUAGUUUCAAUAUAAUACUUUAUUUGUUUAAAAUUAAAUUAAAAUAAUGAGUGUGCAAAUAUUAAAACGAAUUAAUUUAUUGAUUUUGGUAUUUCUCUUAGUUGUAAUCUAUAAUGUAAUUAUUGUAUAAAUAAAUUUAAAGUUUAGACUUAAUAUCAGUUUAGUGUUAGUAAAGACACAAAGAUAUAUUGUUGCCAGCAAAAAUUGAAGCUAAACAAUUAUAAUAAGCUCUCCUAUUACACAAGCAAUUCGGAAGCAAUGGUACAACUAAAAGAAUCGAAAGCCUAAGGCUAACUACUGCCAAUCAAUAUGAAUAAAUCAAAUCGAAAAUCGAAAGAAUAAACCGCGCCAGAGCCUCUCUUCUCUUAAACACAUAGGGUUGAAUGCAUAUGAUUUAAAUAAGACACAAAUAUUUUUUACAAUAUCUUUAGUUUGAGCGAGGAGCUAAUUUAAAAAGUGUAUAUAUUGUGGGAAAUUAAAAUAUGGGAAAGGCGACGCGUAGUAUCUACCUUCGACGGAGCCUGCCAAAAAUGCAAGCGUUAAAAGUUACGGCGUCCGUCGUUCGGUCGUUUUUCAAUUAUGAACAACCGAUUUUAGAUAUUACAAUUAUGAAAUAAUUUUUACAUAUUCCCUAUCUGAAGCUGAAAAAUAACAUUCAUCUGUCGUAUUAUAUAAAGCAGCUUGCAUCAAGCAUAAGUAGAGAAUAUUUGUUAAAAUCUUGUGACAAACUCUUAUGAAAUGUGAUAAAAGCCUAUGUAACGGAUCGAAAAGGGUAAAUCGCAUAAGUGCAUGUCUGCUGAAACAAUAUUAACACACAGAAUUGCAACCAAUCAGAAAUUGUGAAUUUUCUGAUUGGUCUUGUUUCAGUAGAGAUGCCCGUAAUGUAUGGACUGAUGUUUGAUGUGAUGAACAAUAAACAGUGUAAGUGUAUUUCUGCUGAAACGAAUUUACCACACAGAAUUGCAACCAAUCAGAACUUGUCAUUUUCUGAUUGGUCUUGGUUUCAGUAGAGAUGACCGUAAUGUAUGGACUGAUGUUUGUUGCUAUGAACAAUAAACAGUGUAAGUGUAUUUCUGCUGAAACAAAAUUACAACACAGAAUUGCAACCAAUCAGAAAUUGUGAUUUUCUGAUUGGUCUUGGUUUCAGUAGAGAUGCCCGUAAUAUAUCGACUAAUGUUUGUUGCGAUGAACAAAUUUUGUAUAGGGAUUUUAUGUAGCGAUUGAAAUUAUCAUAUGAUGGUAAUGGAAAGUGUUUAUGUGCGUUGUACUAUUUAAAAAUGUACAAGCAUGUGACUUUUAUUCAAUGCAUGAGCGAGUUUUCUAACGGAAUCUGGGACCCCUUAAUUUGGGUGUGAUAAUAUAAAUGUAUAUGGAUAAGUAAUAAAAAAAGAAUGUUUUUUCCACUAAUUAAGAAACAAAAUUGAAAAGAAAGAAGUAAUAAUAUUUUUGUUGUUUUUUAAAAAUUUCACCAUCAAGUAAUUACUAGUGGAAUAUUUGAUAUGGUAUCUUUCUGUAAAGGUUUCGCAGAGUUAUUUGAAAAGAUGAUAAAGUGAUUAUAAAUCAUAAAUUCAAAUCAAAUCAAUUUAAAUUUUCUUCUUUAACCGAUUCGCUUAAGUUACCUUAUGCCUCUUUAUUCCUCUUUCCUCAUCUCCACUCACUUUUAAACAUUUGAAACUUUACUGUAUGUUGGCAGUACAGAUAUGUGGGGCUAUUUCGUUAUUUUUUUUUUAAUAGGGGCGCUCGAACUUUGAUAGCAUAAGCCAUCUUUUUGAAGCUGUCAAAUUAGACAUGGAUUGAUUUAGACUUGACAUUUAAUGCUGACCAUUAUAACAACGCGUUGAAACUGUUGAAAUUUAUUAUCAAAGUGCUCUCAUUGCCUGUUGAUCCAAUUUAUGAUAUUCCAUUGGUCCAAACCCGUCUUUUUAUUAAAUGAUAUGGAGUAACGAAAAUAUACUGGAGAUUCAUAAGGUCUAUAAUCUGAAGUCAUCGAAUGCCGUGGAUUUUGGUGGGAACUAGGCUCACUGUCAAUGGCGACCGAUUGGAGACGAUGAUAAUAUUUUUUAUGGCCUAUAGAUGGACCUGUCAAACACAACAGCUUAGUAGUGGGAGGCUCCUUUGCACAGGAUACCGGGUAGAUUAUGCUGCGGCGCCUAUUUCUGCCGUGAAGCUGUAAUGUGUACACAUUACUGUGUUUCGGUCUGAAGGGCGCCGUAGUUAGUGAAAUUACUGGUCGAAUGAGUCUCAAGGAGACGAGCGCAAUUGUAGCCGAAUCGCGUCGCUCCGAAUAUUUGGGUUUAUCAAGAAUCCGGAGCGGCACUGCAUUGUUAUAGGCAGGACGUAUCAAUUAUCGUCAGCUGAACGUCCUACUCGUCUCGUCCCUUAUUUUCAUAAAAAAUAACAAGACGGUACCACCUCCUAUUGAAUUUAUUUGAUGAAAAGUAUAAGAGCUUCGUCAACGCGUUGUGGUCACUUCAAUUUGACACUGAAACAAUUUGACAUAACUCCGCUCCGGGAUGUGAAAUUUCUUGAUCAUUAAUGUCUGUAAUAAUAAUAAUAAUUGUAAUAAUAAUAAUAAUCAUAGUAAAAAAGUAUUGUAAAGUGUAAAGUAUUGUAAUUGUAAAGUGGAGUUCAUUGGGCAUUUGGUUAAUAUUAUAUUUCAAAUUAACUAUAGUUUUAGGUCGCUACAUAUUAAAUUAGCGUUUUGUCGUAACUGACCACUUUAAACUGCAAUAUCUUCUAAAAAUUAAGAUAUAAUCAAAUAUAUAUGUCCAUUUAUAAUUAGGCCAUUUUAUUAAUAGGUUUUUGAAAGUUUGGCGACUGACAAGUUAUAGUGAUGUCCUAAAGGACGUAACGAUAUCGAUUAUUGUAAAACUUAUAUACGAUAACUGGCAACAUCAACCGACCGUCCGUCUGGCCGCCAUUUUGACGUAGUCUCACUCGUAAUAAACGCUCGUAUUUACGUUCGCCGAGUGUUCUCAAGUAUUUGUUAUACCUCGAGUUGAGUAGUUUUAUUCCUCGCGGUGCAACUUUUGGGAGUGCUUAGAUUCGGACAAUGCAAGCUAAACUAGAUGAGCUGCAAUUGUAAUGUUACUGCUCAAACAGAUUACCGGUUACCAGAUAGUAUAUUUUAUUUAAAAGAGCGCAAAAAUUAUGCUGGAAGGGUAAAGCGGUGGUAGUGUUAGAAAUGGCAUCAAAGAUAAUUCUAAAGGAAUCAAUUUUGAGAAAAUAAAUGCCUUUUAUGCCUUUUUACCGGGAUUCGGAUAACUUUUCACAAGGAAAAAAAUUUAACUCGGAUGUGGCAAUCCAAACCGCCUUCAAAGAAUUCAUUGAUCAAUUGACUUUGCAUGGAAGCAAAACGCCGAUAUCAUUUAUUUCAAAGUGCGAGCGCUCUUAAUAAAAAACCUGUACAUAUUAUUAUAUAAGUUGACACGAAAUGUUUCUUUUAAUCUUUAAAACUUUCUGCUCCAUUAUCUUUAUUAUCACGUUACUAUUUUCGGGCACUUGUGUUGAUCUAUCAUCAUAAAAAUGGCUGACAUUUUCUGUCACCUUUACAGAAACAAUACCUCUGCUGUGUUCAGAACCAUCCAUUAAACAUCAAUGGUUGAUUGAUUAAGCAUAGAUUUUCUGUAUGUUCUUAAAAUAACGAAGUAUAUUCGUAAAGUUGAAAAAUCUGUUUUCUUGUUCUGGUGGCCGCACCAGUUAUGCGAAAGUAUAAAAUAAACUUUCUUCCACCCAUCGUAUUUUUUGCUCAAUUAAUUUAUAAUUAAACUUAAAUUUUUUAGUUAGUUAAGUAACGAACUAAUAAAUUUAAACUCAUAUAAAAUAAAUUAUACAUUUUCGUCAAAUAAGAACAAUCGAAUUAUACCUACAAUAUUUAUUAGUUUAUAGAAGUACAGAACCAGUUCGGACUAUAAAAUAUUUAUUUUUAAAACUUUAUCCUAAAGCAAUUGUUUUCUAUCCUUGUACAAUUGUAAUUAAUAAUAAAUGCAUACUUUUAGAUGACUUUUCGGUGUUUUCACAUAUAAAAAAAAAAACAUCUGGUAUUAUGUGAUAAGUUUAAUUAAAUGAAUGUAUUUUUAAUGGACUAGAUGUAAUUGUAAUAAGUUUAAUUAAAUGAAUGUAUUUUUUAAAUGGACUUUAAAAGUUAUAAUUUUUGUUUAUUUGUUUCUAUUUUUGUACAGUUUUCUAUUUCUUUAACAUAAUUUCGUAAAACGAAAAGUGAGGUUAACUCUUAUAACGUUAUUGAUAUCCACAAAAAAUUCUAUACAGGAAGAUUUUAUUACCACCAGUAAUAGAAAAUUCUGAUAUGGGGACAGUAGGUAAGCUAUUUACGAGAUGUUCUAAGUUUCUGAAUUUCUCAAUUUCAUUGAUGACAAAUUAAAGCCCUACUGCCUAAAUAAUUCCCUGUGUUAAUUAAAUCAGCCUGUAUAAUAUAUUUUAAAGAUGAUUUUUUAUUGUAUACCCGUGUCUAUGCCCUGAAGUAAAUAGUAAAGUUACGUUUGGGCGGAUUUAUAGAAUACGGGUAUGAAAAGUUUACUUACUCUUUGAAGAUAUUUUACGUGUGACAAUAUACCUACAUUUCAUGGACGAAGUUUUGUCAAUUUAGCUACAAGUCAAUUGUUAUUACUUUAAAAGUAUUGUAAUAAAUUUGUUUUUAAGUUUUUAGUCUUGAAAAGAUGCGAUUCAGAAUUGUUCUUGGUAUGUAGCUGCGUUAGGCAAAUGGCAGAUUGAACACGUUGAAGACAUCCAUUCACCUCUAUAUUGUUGUUAUUUUAUUUGCAAUUUUUAUGUGCACCUUUUUCGAAUUAUUAUCCACGGUGCGUCUUUUUCUUCUAAGUACAGCAAAGCUGUGGAAAUGAGCUUCCUUCUGAGGUGUUUCCUAGAUGAUACAGUAUUAAAAAAAAACGCGUACACCUGCCUCUAAAGGUCGGCAAUCCUCCUGUGAUUCCUCUGGUGUUGCAAAAAAAUGUGAGUGGCGGUGAUCACUUAACACCAGUUAACCCGUAAGCUCGAUUGCCCUCCUUUUCCAUAAAAAUUAAUAAAUAUUAUUAUUAUAUGUCAACAUCUCCUAUGAGCUACAGAACCGUGGCAAUCGCAAGAGUACCCGAAAUACAUUAUUGUACUUAAGACUGCAGUAAUUUUGUGAAAUGUAGAACUUAUAAUUUAUUGUUAUUAUUAUGAUAGCAGUGUAUAAUGAUAUGUGUAAUAUAAAUAAAAAUAAAGCUACUUCACAAUGAUUUUCUCCGAAGAAAAUCUUUACUAUCACAUGAACCCCUUCCGAGAUAGUAAGUCUUGUGGGUGAUGAUGCUUUUACAACAUGAUUCCAGAAAAUGUACAAAACAAAUAUGCUACAUUCUUUUGAAAUUCAUAAUAAUUUGUUUAAAAGCAUAAUAAAUUAACUAAUUAAAUUCAUGCGGUAUUUUGUAAGGUAUUUUAAAAUAUGAAGCCGAAUAGUUAGCUAGUAUAGGUUCGAUGCACUUUCUUUUCACCCACUUGGAUCUUUGACUAUCGUCAAUUGGUCAACAGAAUUCCAUAAUAUAAGGUUUUGUCUUCAGCGCGAUCUGUCUGCCAUUUGUAGUAAAUUUUAACAGAAUUGUUUUUAUUAUUAUUAUUAUAAGUACAUUAGGAAUUAAUAAGGUUGUUUCUGGUGGGCGAUGCAUAAUUUAGUUUUGUAACGUCGCAGCUAUAAUAUAAAAUGUUUUUAUAACGUGCAUUUGGCUACUGAGAAUCAAUCUAUUUUUUCCGCAAGUAUAAUGGAAUAUGGGUUUUAAAAUUUAUCUUUCUUAUUGAGAUCGAUAAAAAAUAUUGUAAGUUGUAUAUGAAAUAACGUAAAGUUACCUCAAACGUUACCUCUUUGUAUUUUAUUUUAAUAAUAAAAUGAUAGUUUUUGCCUUACAUAAUUUAUAUGUCUAGAUAAGAAAGAAUCUUUUGUUGUUAGACAACCGAUGAACACAGGCCAGGAAUAUUAGGUUAGUGUGGAGUGACAAGCUACGUCUUACACUCGCGAUUUGUAUGACAGUUUGUGUUAGUGUGCGUGGAUUGCUCAAAAUAGAGGUUAGUUCCAAAGUCAUUUUCGACGUUUUCACAGCUGUCAUAGUCUUAUCUAGACGUAUAAAUUAUUCAAGGUUUUUGCAUACAAUGUAUGUCCGCCUACUUUUCAAUACUUGUUUGUUUGAUAUAUUUUGUUUCGUAGUUUCUAUUAAUAAGUACAAUAAUAUUGAAUGUUAUGUGUUGUUCGUCGUAGGAUUGAUGUUGUACUAGUUGUAUUGUAGUGCGUAACGUUUUAUUGAUAAUAUUUCAAUCAGAUUCUCUUUGUUGUACGGCUCCGUAACGCAUAGCUGUACCACAGUAUGUAUAGACGCUAAUGCUGUACGAAAACUACGUACGAGGGGCGCACUGAAAUGAUCGGGAAUAGAAUAUUUCGGAUUGAGUUACAAUAAAACCUUUUUUAGAAUUUGAAUAGAAUUAGAAUCUGACAUUCAUACAAUUAAAAAAAAUGUUCAAAAACAAAAAGUAUGUUGGCUUAAAGUUGACACGUCGUUAACAGAAAUGGUGCACACGCGUGAACAUUUCCGUGCCAUAAUUUAUCACAAUUUUCGUCGCGGCUGUCUUCUGAAUGUCAGCGAACUUGUUUCGAUUUAUGAUGUUGGAGUCAAACGUCAAUAUACCGCUGGUACGCCGAAUUCCGACGCGGUCGUGUAUCGCUCAGCAUUGUUCUUCUGCAGGUCGACCAAGAACAGCGGUCACGCCUGAAAACAUCGGAGCUGUGCGAACUAUUAUAUUAGAUGACCGUCAUGUGACAUACGAGCAGAUUCAGGCUGUUAUCAGCAUCGGAAUGACUGCAAUUCAGUCGAUAUUACAUAGUGAGCUGUGUGUAAGAAAGCUAGUUUCCCGCUGUGUUCCCCACAAUUUGUCCGAAGAGCAAAAGGCGGUUCGUGUAGAUUGGCGCCGGAAUACUCUGCAACGCUUCAACGUAGGGAAGUCAAAUGCCGUUUAUAAUAUUGUCUCAGGUGACUGGUGAUAAUGGAUUUAUUCAUACGAACCUGAAAGAAAACAGUUUGGUCUUCGAAGUCUAACCAACGAAAGUGAUUCGCUCCCGCAGCUUGUCAAAGAAAAUGGUCGCUACGUUUGUCUCGAAAAAGGAGAAUGUUGCUACAAUUCCUUUACAGGAACGCAGAAAGGUUGCAGCUGAGUCGUAGAUCACGGUUUGUUUGCCAGAAAUGAUAGUCGAACUUCAAAAAAAUAACCCGAAACGUCGCAUCAUCUUACAUCACGAUAAUGCGAGCUCCCAUACGGCGCGGCAGACAUGAUUUUUUGAAGCAGGACAACGUUCAGCUGAGCCCAAAUGAAUAUUUUACAUUCCCUAGAAUGAAAGAUUUAUUACGCAGUCAACAGAUUGAAGACCCCGAAGCAGCUGUGGAAGCGUACAAAUCAGCCAUUAUGUCAACAUCAACUUCAGACUGGAAUCACUGUUUUAAUGAUUGGUUUGCACGAAUGGAAAAGUGCAUUAAGUUGAACGGAGAACCGUCCAUGUGGUUUUUAUUAUUCCCGAUCAUAUCAGUGUGCACCUCGUACAAAGGUUCGAAACGUACGCACACAGACGCAGGUCGCAAUGUGGCCAAUAAGCGGACGUCGCAGUACUGUUAGUCGCGCGAGCCCUGCGUGUGCCGAGUUGAAACAUGCAUGACACCUGCAUAUGUGUGCGUGCGUUAUAUGUAACAUUUGUGCGUAGUUUCCUACGUAGCUGAUAUAUAUACAUAUACUGUGGCUGUACCUUUUACCUUUUGCGAGGUAAGAUAGGUUAUAACACUAUGUGACGGAUACUUGAUAUGUAUAGUAACAGGCUUCGUUUUUUUGUUGUUUUUAGGAAAUCAGGAAAUAUUAAGAAAAGCAAGCAAAUUAAUUGCUGUCAAAUGUAAUUUGUGCAGGUACGCUAAACCUUUUAUUUGUAGAUCAUUAAAAAAUUAAAGAUUAAUUUAAAAUUUGAUGGCAUAAUUAAAAUAUGGAAGGUAUGUUCAAGUUGCUCUUGUGCUAAUUCCAUAAGUUAAAUAUAUAUUAUCGAUUAACAAACAUACUGUGUACAAAGUACUGUUGCAAUGUUUAUUAAAACAAAUCGGUUGAUAAUAUUGAGUUUUAUGUGGUCGGACGAGCGUGGGACUCAUUACAAAACAAGUGAUUAUCCCAGCAGAUUACACCAUUGAUAACACGCUGAGUUUCCUUUAUCUACGACUAUUGUGGAGUUUCACAAAUUAAUGGUGGUCUUUGCAUAUUUUGUGAACGGUAAAACAGCAACACACAACCCGAGUUUGAUUUUCUUUAAUAGUCCAAUUAGACAGAAUUUGUCUACAUAUAGAUUGGAAUAAUGUUGUACAUUUUUAAAUUAAUUGGUUUGUCACUAAAUUUACAAAUUGAAAUGCCAUGAAUAAAUAAAAUAAGUAAAAAAUUUCAGUAAAUUCAAAUUUCGAUUAAAAAGGUUUAGCAUACCUGGCUCCCAUUUUGCGACAUAUAUUUGGUUCAAUUUUGGUUUAUUAUUAUAAAUUAGAAUCCUUUAUUUUUUGCCAAUGAUUAAAAUAUUCUCCUUAAUACAUAAAUUUAUAGUGAAUGUGUAGAAUGUAGAUGUUUUUUAAUAAAAUACUAAAAAUAAGCCUAAAUAUUUCGGUAUUUUUUUCGCGGUAGUUAAAGUUUUUAUACUACACCUGCUCGGAAAGUGCGUAAGUGCGUGACAACUGGGAUGAGAAUGCAUCAUUUAUGUAUUGGAAAUAUGCGGGCUAAAAAGAAUGGAAAUCCAUUACUAAAGUGUUUUUUUGGCUAUUGAAUAUUUUUACAAAAAGGACUCUAAUCAGUUACAAUCUAUAAUCAAACAAUGUGAUAUCAAUUAUAAUAUUUCAAAUGAGCUAUCGCCGAUCAGCUUUCAAAAGCUUUUUUACCUUCAAUUUGUAAUAUUUAUAUAUCAAUCAGUGAGAGGGUCCUUUGCACAGGAUGCCGGCUAGAUUUUGGGUACCAUAACGGUGCCUUUUUCUGUCGUGAAGUAGUAAUGUGUAAGCAUUAUUGUAUUUCGAUCAUAAGGGCGCCGUAGCUAGUGAAAUUACUGGGCAAAUGAGACUGAACAUCUUACGUCUGAAGGUGACGAGUGUAAUUGUAUAGCGCUCGGAAUUUUUGGGUUUUCAAUAAUCCUCUCUGUGGCUCUGCCUUGUAAUGGGCGUUUUCAAUUACCAUCAGCUGAAGUCCUGCUCGUCUCGACCCUUAUUGUAAUAAAAAAAUGUAUAUUUUACAGUUAAUUUGCAAAAAUUAAAUUAUUCGCUUUAUUUUCCUUGUAGGUGUAGUAAAGAGCACAUAUGAUAUGUGUUAUAAAUGGUAAUAGUGGUCGAUUUUUCGUUUCUCCAUCCUGCGGUUUUCAGGGAACUUACACAUACCACAAAGUUGAGGAGUGAGAUUCCUUGUGCGGUGUUUCCAUGACGUUACGUCAUGGGCACUUUUAAAAAAAGCGCAUGCACCUACAUUCCUAAAAGGAUGACAACGCUGCUGUGAUUCAUGCAAGAGAAUGUGUGGUUACUUAAUACCAGAUACAUAUGCUCGUUUGUCACCCUUUUCCAUAAAAAAAAAACUGAUUUCGUGACACGCCUAUAUACGAGUACUGAUUCGCAAUAGAAUGAAUCGAGCAGGAUGGGGCAUCUGUCUUUCUAUUGACCGAGUUGAGUCCACUAUUUGCAUUUAUCACACAUAAUAUGGCAAUAUGCAUAGCUGCGUGGAAAGUGCUAUUCCACUACUUGUACUGAAAACCUCGACCUCGUCUCGUACUAUGUACAAAUAGUACUAUUAGAAGUCGCCAACUUUCUUCUUUUGAUGAACAAUGUACCUACUAUGUAAUAGUUGCCGAAUGUUUCUUUAUUAUUCGCAAUUUUACUUUGUACAUUGAAGCCCUUUCCCACAUACAAUGGCAAACGAAAGGCAGCAAAAAGCAUUCCUUCUCUUUUGCAGUCGUUCGUCGUCAUACUAUGUGGAUUCGGUGUAAAAAUGUUUUAUGUGAUAUGUUUUUUGUAGGUCAGAUUUUAUAUAUUUGUGUUAAUAAUAUAAUAAAAUUAGACACUGAACUGUUUAUUUUGAUUGUGAUUUCGAAUCAAUUUAAGGCAAAUAAAUUUUGUGUUUAAAAA
Molecule: messenger RNA, 14701 nt
Organism: Leptidea sinapis
Lineage: Eukaryota; Metazoa; Arthropoda; Insecta; Lepidoptera; Pieridae
Product: NEDD4-binding protein 2
Exons: 8
Coding region: 721-4071 (1116 amino acids)
Source: RefSeq, a predicted model, not a curated record